CUUCAUAAUAAUAGCCGUGCUCAUAACUGUUGUGACGGGCAAGUAAGGAGGCUCCCUCAUCAGAAGUCUUGUUGCCAGAACAUCUCUGUUGGAAAUCUUGGCCAUGACUCGCAACGUUUAGUCUUCUUCAGCCCAAAAGCUCACGAAAUUGUCACCAAAUAUGAAAAUCGUGGAGGGAAAUUUGGACAAUGCCCCAGCUCUUUUUCAGAAUGCGCGCAAAGCGACUCAAUGCGAUAUCUGAGGCGUCUACAGCGUUCAGAAGAGCUGCAAGGGAAAUCUCUCAUCGACGACUCACUGAAACAAAAUGUCCAAUUCUUUGUGUAUAGCUCUGUUGACCGGGGAGGAGAUGCUUCUUACACAACACCAACCAAGGUCCCGCAUUUCAUAAACAAGCACAACAUUGAGCAUCACCUUGUCGAAAAAAGCAAAAGCGCAGACAUGAAGUGGUUCAUUCUGCGACCGGCGGCAUUCUAUGAGAAUCUCGCCCCGGAUUUCUUUGGCAAAGUCUUUGCAACCAGCUUCAAGAUGGCGCCGAAAGGCAAACCGCUACAGAUGGUAGCGACGGACGAUAUCGGAUUUUUUGGGGCCGAGGCUUUUGCUCAUCCGGAGGCGUACCAGAACAAAAGUCUUUCUCUGGCAGGGAUGAGUUGA
Penicillium manginii is the source of this 651-nucleotide messenger RNA. RefSeq lists its product as uncharacterized. The record is from RefSeq and is a predicted model, not a curated record. The annotation marks the transcript as partial. Lineage: Eukaryota; Fungi; Ascomycota; Eurotiomycetes; Eurotiales; Aspergillaceae. The transcript is spliced from 2 exons.